AUGCAACUCGAAUACGCGGAAAAAAAAGACAAGGAUAAGCGCCUGGGGCGCCUGCACGAGGAACUAGCUCUUCGCUUGUAUAGCACCCAACAGGAGUUGCAUAAACGGCAACAGAACUUGGAGGAGAUGGCUACUGUCGAAGAUGAAGUGAAAGCAAAAAGAAAACAUGCAGAAGCAACGUUAGAGCAGGGCAUCAAAGAUCUGCAAGCUGAGCAAAAGGAGCUUGACGGAUACGUGACUAAGCUCAGCAAUGCCCGACGUGAGCUCAACGAACUGAAGUUCACUCUGCGUCAAGCGCAAGCAUACAACGAACAGCUAGAGGCCGAUAUCAAGCUCAAACGUAGAGAGACUUAUAAGGAGCAUGCCACGCUGGAGAAGCGGGAGACGGAGAAAAUGCACCAAGAUUUCUUGAUCGACGGUCUAAAGGAAAAGAUACGGGACCUCAGCGAUCAAAAACGCAUGUACGAGUCUCAGGCCGCUGCCCAACAAACUGAAAUCGAAGCUGCCAAUGCUGCGCUCCGAGAGGCCCAACACGAGAUAGAAACCAUCGCAGCAGACAAGCAGCGGCUGCUGCAGCAGUGGCGCUCUAGUGUUGUUGGCAUGCAACGCCGAGAGGAAGCUCUGCACGCCAUCAAGCAAAUGGUCAAACAACAGGAAGAGAAGGAAUUGAAUAUCGAAGCGGAGAUGCGAGACGUGCAGGCAACGAUACGAGAAACGCAGGAGCAGAACGAAAACCUAACGGCGAAGCACAACACACACACAAGGCAGCUGGAAACGAUACAGGUGCAAAUUGCGAACGUUGAGAGGGACGUGGAGAUGGCGGAGAAGCAGAACAGCCUCGUCCAGAAAUCCGUCCACCAUACCCUUCAGGAAGGAUUAAGAGCAGAUGUGGCAGUUUCUCAGUUGCGUAAUCAAGUGAAGCUCGUAGAGAAUAGUAUCAAGAAAACAAGUCAGGAGAACACGGCGCUCAACGACCAGGUCGUGGCGCUGCUUUCGAAUCAAUCUACACUCAAUCGCGCAGCAGCGAAUGCGUCGAAGCGCGCGCAAAAACUCAACGAUCAGUGCAAAAGGAAAGAGGAGGAGUUUGAGCAGGUUCAAAAUGACACUGUUCGGAAGAGAGUCGAAACGCUGGAGCUUAAGGCUCAGAAUACAAGCCUCAAGGCGAACCUCAAGCGUGUUCAGCAAGCGCUGGCGGAAAAAGAGAAACUCAUCGAUCAGUACGAAGCUGAGAUCAAGAAAGGACACAUAGAAAUUGACAAGAAGCAGGAACUCGUCGAGAAACUCAACAAGGAAUACGAUGAACGAAGGUCAACUUUCGACGAUGACAGCACGGGGCCCCUGGAGGCCAAAAUUAAGAACAUGAGGUGUAUUUCGGCGAAAAAGGACGAGCAGCUCAUUUCGCAGCAGAAGCGCAUUAGACUCACAUCUGCAAUUGCUCUCAAUUCUAAAGAGAUUCGGGAAAUGCAGACUGCAAUAAAGCAAAUGCGGACAGACAUGAGCCGGGUGAACCAAAUCAUCGUCAAGAAAGUCGAAAAACAACAAGUAUACGAGAGGGAAACCCAAAGUCUGACCCACGACUUUGACCUCCGGAUGGCUGAGCAUCAAAAAGUUGAAGCGCGCCUGGCGGAGACUGUACAGAGCAUCCGCGAUGAAAAGUCAAAGCUUGAGGAGGAACUCGUGGAGGCUGAGAGGCAAAUCAUGCUGUGGGAACGGAAAAUCUUCCUUGAGAAAGAGAUGCACGAGGCCUUAGAUCCGGCCGUCGGGCAGAGCGAAGUGAUGUCUAUGAGGAAAGAAAUCCAUCGCAUGCAGCUCCGACUAGAGCAGCUGAAGAAAUGUCAAGAGCAAAUGCUCAGCGAGAUGCAGCGACUGCAUGUCCAGCUGCAAAACGUUUGGGAAGAGGUAGAGAAAACAAGGCGCGAGACGUGCAGUCUGCAGACAGAGACAGCUCAGCUGAGAGUCAGACGUGCGCUGAAUCUUGCUUGCAUCCUCCAAUAUCAAAAGCUGGUCAAGCGGCUUCAGGCAGCCACAGAAAGAGACGCCUGUGCUCCACUGAAAGCGUCUACCAUCGCAGCGAUCAAGAGAGUGCGGAAUGACGCGAAAAGCCUGGCAGAAACGCUGGAUCGUCUAAGAAAAGAAUGCCCUGAACUUGAGGUUCUCUUUGACACAUUCUACGAAUGGGCAGCGGUGAUCAGUGCUGCGGCGAUGCCCCCGCUGCCAGCGAGUCAGGUGUGUGAGGAGGUACGCAACUGGAGACCAAACUCGUAG
Besnoitia besnoiti is the source of this 2265-nucleotide messenger RNA. RefSeq lists its product as uncharacterized. Gene Ontology annotation, cellular component: cytoplasm. The transcript is spliced from 16 exons. The record is from RefSeq and is a predicted model, not a curated record. Lineage: Eukaryota; Apicomplexa; Conoidasida; Eucoccidiorida; Sarcocystidae. The coding region runs from base 1 to 2265 and encodes 754 amino acids. Gene Ontology annotation, biological process: axoneme assembly.